Xiphias gladius (swordfish) is the source of this 2611-nucleotide messenger RNA. RefSeq names its product zinc transporter ZIP11-like. NCBI's taxonomy places the organism in Eukaryota, Metazoa, Chordata, Actinopteri, Istiophoriformes, Xiphiidae. Gene Ontology annotation, cellular component: membrane. The transcript has 10 exons. Gene Ontology annotation, molecular function: zinc ion transmembrane transporter activity. The record is from RefSeq and is a predicted model, not a curated record. Gene Ontology annotation, biological process: zinc ion transmembrane transport. The coding region runs from base 107 to 1129 and encodes 340 amino acids.
AGUCUUGCGAGGAGAGGUGGGGCUUUGCCUGUCAUAGACACGUGUACCGGGAAGUAGGAAGUAAAUACAAAGGAGUCGAGGUGCCAUUGGAAACAAUUCGGGUGCCAUGCUUGAGGGAUACAGUCCUGUGACCCAGGCCCUGCUGGGGACUCUGUUCACCUGGGGUCUGACUGCUGCAGGAGCCGCCCUGGUGUUUGUCUUCUCCAGUCGACAGAAGCGCAUCUUGGAUGGAAGUUUAGGCUUUGCAGCUGGGGUAAUGUUGGCUGCCUCCUAUUGGUCGUUGCUUGCACCAGCAAUUGACAUGGCGGAGGAUUCUGGGAAGUACGGCUCAUUUGCUUUCGUACCUGUGGCUGUGGGAUUCACACUUGGAGCAGCCUUUGUUUAUUUUGCUGACCUGGCCAUGCCCCUGCUGGGUGUAGGUGCUGACCCCCACACUGCCUUGGCACUGUCCCCUGAUUCAAAGCUGGCCAAAGAGAAAGCAGAGCAGCCCUCGUUCCAGCUCCUUGACUCCGAUGAGAUGACCAUCAGGAUAGGUAGAGCUGGACCUCUCUCAGAUAAAAUAGAGAAUGGAGAUGUUCACCAGAGGAGGAGAGGACCUCAUUCAGGCAACUCAGAUGGACAUGAAAGAGGAAGUACACAACCGGAGGGGGUUGGGAAGACAGGAAGCAGCUGGCGCCGCAUUCUUCUCCUCAUCCUUGCCAUCACUAUUCACAACAUCCCAGAGGGCCUGGCUGUGGGAGUUGGAUUUGGAGCCAUUGGAAAGACUUCAUCUGCUACUUUUGAGAGUGCCAGAAAUUUGGCCAUUGGUAUCGGCAUCCAGAAUUUCCCAGAAGGCUUGGCAGUGAGCCUGCCGCUCCGGGGUUCAGGGGUCUCAACAUGGAAAGCCUUUUGGUAUGGCCAGUUAAGCGGCAUGGUAGAGCCUAUUGCUGGGUUGCUGGGCGCCAUUGCCGUCGUUCUGGCAGAACCUCUGUUGCCAUAUGCGCUGGCAUUUGCUGCCGGGGCGAUGGUCUACGUGGUGGUAGAUGACAUCAUACCAGAGGCUCAAGUCAGUGGAAAUGGGAAGCUGGCAUCCUGGACCUCCAUCCUGGGCUUCGUAGUGAUGAUGUCACUAGACGUGGGCCUGGGCUGAGGUCACCAUGACGACCGGUACAGUGUCAAAAGAACCUUCAAUUGCCAUGAUGUCAUGACAGUGAUGCUGACCUCAGUUUUAAAAAGGGGACCAAAUUAAGUGUUUUAUUCUGAAACACUGUUUAUCUAUUUCAUUUGAGUUGUUGCUACUUGAAAUGUAUUAAUUCAAUAAUAGAAACACAGAAGUAUUUUGUAAAACAGGCAUGGAAGACUGGACUUGAAUAGUUAUUUUUAAUGUUUGGCAGAUAUCUCAUUAGGAAUGAAUUUAUAAAUAUUUAAUGAACAUACUCCUGAUUGCUGAGCUUAUGAAUGUGUUUUGACAGGAUGCAGCUUUUUGAGUUUUUCUUUUUCAGAAGCGUUUUAAAACCAAACGUGUCAGUUAAGAACGUUAAAUGAAUGUUAUUUUUUUGUUUACUUCUUCUGGUUUUUCCUCAUGAUGGCAAUACUUGAAGUCUGGUGUUUUAUUUGUUCAUUUAUGGGACGGCGAAUGAAAAAUUAGGUUUUUCUUAUUUUAUCCUGCAAGGCACGGUGUGAUUAUGGUGUACUGAAAUAUGAAAUUCCCAAUGUGACUUUUUUUAAACUACAUGUUCUUCAUCCGACCAUUUGUUUCUGUAUAAUUACAGCAUUGAUGAGGAUCAUUUACUGUAAUUAGUUGACUUAUUCAGCUGUCAUACUUUACAUAAUUUACUUUAUCGUCUUCUGUAACAAGCUCCAAACAAAUGAGUCUCAUUUUUAACAUCUCCUGCUAUCUACAGGUCAGUCUGAAGAAUCAUGUGUUGUAGUCCGCAUCUAAUUAUUUAAAUGCUGAAGUUCAUGCUGAAUUACAUGGGAAGUAUUUAUACAAUUAAACAACCAAGUGAUUCUCAGUUUUCUUCAAGGUAUGUUUGAUUCGCUUCUCUAUCGAUGGCAGCGUUGGACUUUUGGUCAGUUGGUCCACCACUUUGGUCCAGACAGAAAUAUCUCAGCAACUAUUGGAUGGAUUACCAUGAAAUUUGGCCCAGACAAUCCGGUUCUCAAGUAGCUUAAAGCACUACGGUACAGCCUCACAAAGCUGUUAGCAUGUCUUUAGACCCAUAGUCUUUCAAAAGACUAAAAAGAACCCAGGAGAUUGGCCUUAAAAUGAAAUAUUACCUUAAAAGGUUUCCUGGCAAGUUUGUAGAUUUAGAUCAGUUUGUCAUUUGUUUUUUUUUAAUUCAAUUGUCUUCCAAACUCACCUGAAUUCUUUAAUAUCAAAGCUCAACUAAUAUAAUUAUUACACAUUUAUAUACAGUGUACAUAGAUGUGGUUAAUGUGACCAUUUGAAAGAAUCAUAUCAUGAACUUUUCAUACAGUAUAUGGAGUCUGGGUACUGGGACAGACCUUGUAUCUUUUAUCAACUUAUAAUGCAUUUCCAAACGACAUAAAGUGUAAAGCUGCUGCUUCUGCUGGUCAAUGCUUACUGAAUGAGGAAACUUCUGGUGGUUUAUUAAAUUAUUCUGGAGUU